GUACGUUCAUGUAUCAUACUCAACACUAGGACUUGGGUUUAUUAUAAUUAUAACAAGGUUAUAGUUUACUUAAACCUUGAAAUGAUAUUGCAAAUUGGAUUUUCAAACACUAUUAUAAUACAAAGUUUAUAUAUCAGGAUCAAUAUUACUAAAGGUUUUUUAAGUGUGAUAUAAAAUGUCAAGUUUAAACAAUUUAUAAACUCAGUCAGUGUGUAAUAUUAGGACAGUUUUAGUUAAAGUAGAUCUAAAUAUACAAUGGAUAGAUAACAAUUUACAGGGCAUAAUUUAAAAAAAGACGUUUUUUUUUCCAAUUUGUUAAACAUGCUAAAAGGAAACUUUAUACAAAAUCAAUAACAAUUGCUAUUAAUUGAGGCAUACAAAGAGUUUAAAUCUUUAUCAGAUGGCUGAAGGAGGCAUGCCAGUUGGCAGAAACAAACCAGGCUAUGCAGCUCUUGUAGUCAAUAUAGAAUCUGUGAGAUCAGAUUUAAAUGAUUUCAGGCCACGCCCAAGUGCCCGUGAGGAUAUCACUAAUCUAUUACAUAUAUUCAACAAACUAGGCCUUACAUGUAUCAAUGAAAGUUCAUCAGACCAUACAAAUCUAACAGUGGGUCAGUGGGAUCAUAAUCGAGCCAGUAAUCACACUAACAGUGAUGUGGAGAACUGCGGGGCCUGUCUACGAUGUAAAAUCAGAUCAAAAGAUCAUUCCGAAUCCAGGUGUUUCUUCCUUGCUAUGAGCUCACACGGUCGAGAAAUUACAGAAACUGAGGUCAUGUUUUCUGAUGAAGAAAGCGUUAAACUUACAGAAAUCUUCGAUGCUUUAAGUGACGAAAACUGCCCAUCAUUAAAGGGAAUUCCACGUAUAAUUUUGAUACUGGCUUGCAGAGGAAACUUCAAAGAUCCAGAACGAAAUCAAGCUAGGCAGGAUCGUGGAGUUCCUAUCAAUAUAUCAAACAAGCCUAAAGGUAAAGAAGACCACAAAGAACCGGCUCGCAGCGUAAGAAGAACAAAUAGUCAAACUCCUUUAACGUCAGGUGCAUCUUCAGCUCAAGAGUGUUAUUUCCAUCAUGCAUCAUUGAGCCAAUUGCCGAAUGACUUCCUACUCGUUUAUCCGUCCGUAUCCGGACAACUGACUCAUAGCAACGAAACAGAUGGAUCCUGGCUUGUAAAUGCUAUGAAAGAUGCAAUAAACGAAUACCUGGGAACCGUCCCGCCUCCUACCUCACUUGACUUCUUUCAUUUAAUAACAGCAGCAGCUGGACGUGUUGCUAUGAUAGAGUCGCAUGUUUUAGAAACAGACAACAAUGGACAAAAGGUUGGAAGAAAUGGUAAAAGAAAACUUGACACCAAAGAUGAAGAAAAAUCUGGAUUUAAAAAUGCUGUGUGUUCCCACCAUAGACUUUCAGAGCCCUUGGACUUUGACUUGAAUCAUAAACAAGAUAGUUGUAUUCCUAAGCCAACUUUUUUUUAAACUAAGUUUAACACAGUCUACUGCCAGUUUGAUAAAUGAUGUUUUUGUACAAAGAAGAAUUGUUUUCACCACAUAUAAAACAUAUCAAACCAAGCUUUUCCCCUUUAAUUGGCAUGAUUUUAAAGAAAAUUUCACUAUGAAAGACACAUUUUAUAGCCUCUGAUAUAUAAUGCAAAAGAGGCCCUGAGAGCAAUUGUUAUUUUUCUGUAAUGCCUUCAAAAUGCUAUUUAAAGAAAUUACCUCAUAAUUAUAUAAAUAUAUACACACAAAGAAUAAAUUUAUAUUACAUUGUUAUUCUCUGAUAACCUUGUCUGAAUUAGAAGUCAGGGGAACUUCGAACAGGAGUUAUGAAUAUAAAUUAAGAGCCCAGCAUUCUAUAUAAUUAUGCAAAACAAUUAAACAUCAUUUUCUUGAUGAUGUAAUUAAUUACCCAUGUAUAAAAAGCACAAAAUCUUUACAAAAUAUCUGCAAUACAUUUCUCAGUCGGCUGGAUAGUGAACUGUACAUUUUCUAAAUUUAAAGUAUUAGGGCCACACUGACCUUUUGAUUCAAAAAAGAGCAAAGUCAUAAUUGAAGUUAUUGACCAUAAACUAACAUUAAUCCAAAAAUUUGAUAAAGGUCAUUUUGACA
Messenger RNA from Ruditapes philippinarum (Manila clam), 2098 nucleotides. Its product is annotated as caspase-3-like. The record is from RefSeq and is a predicted model, not a curated record. Gene Ontology annotation, cellular component: protein-containing complex. Bases 401 to 1468 code for a protein of 355 amino acids. Gene Ontology annotation, molecular function: cysteine-type endopeptidase activity; caspase binding. The transcript is spliced from 4 exons. Lineage: Eukaryota; Metazoa; Mollusca; Bivalvia; Venerida; Veneridae. Gene Ontology annotation, biological process: proteolysis.